CCGGCGCAAGCCAGAAGGAGGCGCUCCCUGAAGGCGCGGCUGCUGGCGCCGGGCAUCCUGGGCCAGGGAGCCCGCGCCGGGUCUUGCAGGCUGCCGGCUCCGGCCCUCUCCAUCUGCCCUCGGCGGGGCCAUCCUGCCGGCGCGCUCCCUGCAUCCCUUUCUCCAUCCCCCGCAUCUGGUACCCAUCGCCUGGCAACCUGCAUCCUCCAUCCUCUGCGGAUGCUGCGCUCUUGCCCCGCCGACCUCGAGCCCUAGAACCGCCGGGAUUUUUUUCCUCUUCCCUCCUCGGGGGGCUUUCUUCACAUGCAGCGCCCGGCGGAGAGGGGCUCGCCGCUGUAUCCCCCCACCCCGCUCCAAGCUGCGAUGCUCAGGGUGGGCGUGGGCCGCCCAUCCCCCAACGGAGCAGUCCCUUUGCCCGGCAGCGCCCAAGCCGCCCUCUUUGGCUUCUAGAGAGAUCUGCAAGGGCGAUAGAGGAGCGGUGCUGUGGGGAGGGGGCAGAGGACAGGAGAGCCCCCCGGGGGGCGCGCACCCCGUGCAAUAUUAACUCUUUGUCCUCCGCCGCGGCGGGAUUGCAGACGGAAGAGGUGGUGGUCGCCGCUGGUUGAUUUUAUUAUACAUUAAACGUGCGCGUGUAUCUUCUCUGCUAUCCGGGGCUGCUAAUCUAAGGCGGAAAAGGUGUUUUCUGGGGGUCCUCUGGAUGGCCGCUGCCUUUGCGAAGAGAAACCUCUGGGCAGUUUUGCAAGCUCCACGCCCUGGUGGGGAGAGAGAGAGAUCGAGAGAAAGAGAGAGAGAUCCCUUCCCCCAUCUCCAUCUUCCUCAUUGGAGACCAGCUGAAGGAAAGCAGAAGGAAUCCCUCCGUCGGAUGGCUCCCAGGGCUUGAGGAUCGCUUCCGAAAGGUGAACCUAGGAAGAUCUUGCAGGAAGGAGAUGGGCUUUCCUCUUUGUUCUGGACAGCAUCGUUUCAGGAUGUGAAGCGACGGGCACCUCUCCUGGCGCAGCGAGAAGACCGCUGCCUGGGGACCUCCAGCCCAUCUUUUGCACCGAGAGCCUGGCAGAAGGCAGCGAGGCUGGCGCGGUGGGCUUCGAACUCCCCUCUCCCCGCUCUGUAGCUCUGCAGAUCUUAUUUCAUCGCAGGGGAUUUUGGCCAACCGGGGUGCUAAUGGGCACGCUGCCUGGCAUCCCUGGCGGUGCAGUGCUCUCCUCCGAACGGGCACUUCGGUUUCCCCGAUGGGAGCCGGGCUCCCAGUUCUAGGGACUUGGAGGAACUGGGAUGGAUGGUGGAGCAGCUGCCCUAGGAACCGGCCGCCGUGGGGAGUGAACCCCAACGCCUAUGGGUCCCUGGAGCUGCAGAACAAGUUCCUCUCUCUGACGGCAGCACCAUGGAGCGGCUCCUGCUCUGCGUCCUGGUGGUGCUCAGCACCAGCCUGGCCCGUGCCCAGGUGUGCCCCAAGCGCUGCAUGUGCCAGAACCUCUCUCCCUCCCUGGCCAUCCUCUGCACCCGGACCGGCCUCCUCUUUGUGCCCACCGUCAUCGACCGGCGGACGGUGGAGCUGCGCCUGACGGACAACUUCAUCACCGUCGUCCGCCGCAAGGACUUCUCCAACAUGACCAGCUUGGUCCACCUCACUCUCUCCCGCAACACCAUCAGCCACAUCCUGCCCUACGCCUUCGCCGACCUCCGCAGCCUCCGCGCGCUACACCUGGACAACAACCGCCUGCUGUUGAUCGGCGCCGAGCAGCUGAAGGGCUUGCCCAACCUGCGCCACCUCAUCCUCAGCAACAACCAACUCCAGGACAUCUCUCCAGGAGCCUUCGACGACUUCGCCGGCACCCUGGAAGACCUGGACCUCUCCUACAACAACCUGGUGCAAGUCCCUUGGGACACCAUCCGCCGGCUCAACAACGUCAACUCCCUCAACUUGGACCACAACCUGAUCGACUACGUCCCCGAGGGGGUCUUCACGAACCUUCUCAAGCUGGCCCGCUUGGACAUGACGUCCAACAAGCUCAAGAAGAUUCCCCCGGACCCUCUCUUCCUUCGCAUCCCCGUCUACGCCAAAUCCAAGGGGUCUCCUCUGUCCUCGCUGGUCCUCAGUUUCGGCGGCAACCCUCUGCACUGCAACUGCGAGCUGCUUUGGCUGCGGAGGCUCACCCGCGAAGACGACUUGGAGACCUGCGCCUCUCCGCCGGACCUGCUAGGGAAAUACUUCUGGACCAUCCCUGAGGAGGAGUUCAUCUGCGAGCCGCCCGUCAUCACCCGCUACACCGGCCGGCUGGUGGUGACGGAAGGCGAGGAGGCCGUUCUCCGGUGCCGCGGUGUGGGCGACCCCGAGCCCUCCAUCCACUGGGUCUCGCCGGAAGGCAAAGUGGUGGCCAACACCUCUCGAACGACGUCCUACGAGAACGGCACACUCGAGGUGCUCAUCGCCACCGUCCAGGACACCGGGGCCUUCACCUGCAUCGCCUCCAACGCCGCCGGCGAGGCCACCACGUCCAUCGAGCUGGUGGUAAACCCUUUGCCGCAUCUCGCCAACGGCACAGCCCCCAAACUCCCCGAGGCGGCAGGGCCCUCAGACAUCUUGACUCCGGCUAAGGGCGCCCUCCCCGCCGGUGCCAACGAAACGGGGGCCUCUCAGGACAAGGGGGUGGCGGCCUCGGAGGUGUCGGCCUCCUCGGUGCUGAUCCGCUGGUACCCCCAGUGGCACGUGCCCGGUAUUCGGAUGUACCAGAUCCAAUACAACAGCUCCUCGGAUGAUACCUUAGUCUACAGAAUGAUCCCUUCGUCCAGCAAAGCCUUCCUGGUGAAGGACCUGGCCUCCGGGCGGGACUACAACUUGUGUGUUCUGGCGGUCUACAAUGACGGGGUGAUGUCUCUGACGGCCACCCGCAGCCUGGGCUGCGUGCAGUUCAGCACCCCACAGGACGCCCCCCAGUGCCACUCGCUUCACACCCAGUUUCUGGGGGGCACCAUGAUCAUCAUCAUCGGGGGCAUCAUCGUGGCCUCCGUCCUGGUCUUCAUCAUCAUCCUCAUGAUCCGGUACAAAGUCUACAGCGGGCAGGAGGAGCACAAGAAAGCCAAAGUCAGCAACGUCUACUCGCAGACCAAUGGAAACCAGCCCCACGGAGCUGGCCUGCCCUGCUCGGCCUCCAGACCCGAGGGGUGGGGGGUCGCGGACGGCUCGGGGGCCGCCCGGGUGAGGAGGGACUGCAGUGUGGUGGCUUUGGGCAAGGACAGCGAGAAAGGCCCCAGGAGCCACCCCUUAGAGACGGGAGCCGAGGAGGCGCCGUCUCCCCGGAGAAGGAGGUGGUCACGGACUAAUGUGGACCUCCAUAGCAACCCCUCUGGGCCUGGGGGAGAGGUGUCCAGAGCAGAAGAGCCAGAUCCCCAGCUGAUGCCACCUGCUGGCGAGAGGAAGAAUGGCGGCGAAUGGACGGACGUCAAGAUCUGAGCUCCGUUUGGGGGUCCCCAGUGGGAACAAGGCAUGGCCAGACCGGAGCCUGAGAUCGGAGCUGGGACUUGCAGCUCACCCCUCCUGCGCGUCCCUCCAACCUCCCGGCCUCUCGCCAGGCAGCGAAUCAGCAGCAGGAGCAAAGUCCUGCCUUCGUGGACCGGAUUGGGGGCUGAGCUGGGGCUGCCAGGGGGGGCCACGCAAAGAGGCUGGGAGGUUGAAUUUCCGGACUGCACAUCACUCCUCCGUUCUCUCUCCCAUCACAAUGGUGCUGCCCAUCACACCAUCACAAUUUGAGGGGUGGGGCCAGCAGCCCCUGCCCCAGACCCUCAUUCACGCCUCCCGCGGGGUGGGAGAGUUGGGCUCCACGCCUGCCGAGGUCUCACCCAUGUGCUGUUUCUACUGGAUUCUCAUUCGUGGACCCCCGCUUUUCUUUUCUACGAAGCUCGCUCCCGUUUUUCUAAACUGUGUUCCGCAAUUUUCUAAUAAACAGAGUUGGAAACCAGC
Podarcis raffonei (Aeolian wall lizard) is the source of this 3955-nucleotide messenger RNA. Its product is annotated as leucine-rich repeat and fibronectin type III domain-containing protein 1-like protein. The transcript has 6 exons. The record is from RefSeq and is a predicted model, not a curated record. The coding region runs from base 1379 to 3448 and encodes 689 amino acids. Lineage: Eukaryota; Metazoa; Chordata; Lepidosauria; Squamata; Lacertidae. Gene Ontology annotation, molecular function: protein binding.